AUGCUGCAUACCCAAGGGUCCCCGCUUCCCCGUUCCACAACCGCCAUUGUCUGCUCGUGUCAUCUAAUGGCCGCUGUCUCCGUCAUGGCUGGACCUUCCUCUGAGAUGACCUCUGAGGAACAGCUGAUCACCCAGGAGCCCAAAGAGGCCCACUCCACGACGGCCCAGAAGCAGAGCAAGCAGAGGAAGCGAGGGCGACGUGGGCCCCGCAGGUGCCACGCCAACUGCCGCGGGGACAGCUUCGCCACCUAUUUCCGCCGGGUGCUGAAGCAGGUUCACCAGGGCCUCAGCCUUUCCCGGGAGGCCGUGAGUGUCAUGGAUUCUUUGGUCCAUGACAUACUGGACCGCAUCGCCACCGAGGCUGGUCGCCUGGCCCGCUCCACCAAGCGCCAGACCAUCACCGACUGGGAGAUCCGGACCGCUGUGCGCUUGCUGCUGCCGGGGAAGAUGGGCAAGCUCGCCGAGUCCAAAGGCACAAAGGCUGUCCUCAGAACUUCACUAUAUGCCAUACAGCAGCAGAGAAAGUGA
Messenger RNA from Rhinopithecus roxellana (golden snub-nosed monkey), 528 nucleotides. Its product is annotated as histone H2B type W-T. The record is from RefSeq and is a predicted model, not a curated record. The transcript has 2 exons. NCBI's taxonomy places the organism in Eukaryota, Metazoa, Chordata, Mammalia, Primates, Cercopithecidae. Gene Ontology annotation, cellular component: nucleosome. The coding region runs from base 1 to 528 and encodes 175 amino acids. Gene Ontology annotation, molecular function: protein heterodimerization activity; DNA binding; structural constituent of chromatin. Gene Ontology annotation, biological process: nucleosome assembly.